Messenger RNA from Coffea eugenioides, 1821 nucleotides. RefSeq names its product indole-3-acetic acid-amido synthetase GH3.6-like. NCBI's taxonomy places the organism in Eukaryota, Viridiplantae, Streptophyta, Magnoliopsida, Gentianales, Rubiaceae. Gene Ontology annotation, cellular component: cytoplasm. The coding region runs from base 1 to 1821 and encodes 606 amino acids. The record is from RefSeq and is a predicted model, not a curated record. Gene Ontology annotation, molecular function: indole-3-acetic acid amido synthetase activity. The transcript has 3 exons.
AUGCCAGAGGCACCUAAGAUAUCAUCAACUAACCAUCAGGAGAGUUGUCUUGAUGAUAAGAAUCAACAGGUUCUUCAAUUCAUCGAAGAUGUUACUAGCAAUGCAAAAGAAGUUCAAAGAAGAGUUCUUAAUGAAAUUCUUUCGCGUAAUGCUGGAGUUGAGUAUCUGCAAAGGCAUGGCUUCAAUGGACAGAUUGACUAUGAAACAUUCAAGAGCACCUUCCCAGUUGUCACGUAUGAUGAUCUUAAACCAGAUGUUGAUCGUAUAGCCAAUGGUGAUACUUCCCCCAUACUUUGUUCUCAGCCCAUCUCAGAGUGCCUAACAAGCUCUGGCACGUCCGGGGGAGAAAGAAAAUUGAUGCCAACAAUUGAAGAAGAGCUAGGAAGGAGGUCAUUGCUGUACAGCCUUCUGAUGCCUGUGAUGAACCAGUUUGUUCUUGAUUUGGAUAAGGGCAAGGGGAUGUACUUCUUGUUUGUCAAAUCAGAAGCUAAGACACCAGGUGGUCUUCUGGCACGUCCAGUUUUAACUAGUUACUACAAAAGUUCACACUUUAGGGACAGACCUUAUGAUCCUUACGCCAGUUACACUAGCCCAAAUGAAGCAAUUCUUUGCUCAGAUUCUUAUCAAAGCAUGUACUCUCAAAUGCUUUGUGGGCUGUGUCAAAAGGAUGAAGUUCUUCGUGUUGGAGCUGUCUUCGCUUCUGGUUUCAUCAGGGCUAUUCGAUUUCUCCAAAAUCACUGGCCUCUUCUUUGCAAUGAUAUUCGUACUGGAACUCUAAACCCUGAAAUAAUUGAUCCCUCAGUGAGAGAAGCUGUUGUGAAAAUUCUUAAACCAAAUCCACAACUGGCAGAAGUUUUAGAGAUUGAAUGUAGAAAGGAGUCAUGGAAAGGCAUCAUUCCAAGAAUAUGGCCUAACACAAAAUACAUAGAUGUUAUUGUCACUGGUACCAUGUCUCAGUAUAUUGAUACACUCAAUUUCUAUGGCAACAAUCUCCCAUUGGUUUGUACCAUGUAUGCUUCUUCAGAGUGUUACUUUGGAGUCAACCUUAACCCUCUUUGCAUGCCAAGUGAGGUUGUUUACACUAUUAUUCCUACCAUGGCCUAUUUUGAGUUCCUGCCUGUGACCUCAGAAUAUGAACCUGUGCCUCUCAACCCUAACAAGCACCAUAAACUAGUUGAUCUUGUUGAUGUGCAGCUUGGACAGGACUAUGAGCUUGUCAUAACUACUUAUGCAGGGCUCUAUCGAUAUCAUGUAGGGGACAUUCUUCGAGUUGCUGGAUUCAAGAACAAGGCACCUCAAUUUACCUUCAUAUGCAGAAAGAAUGUUGCUCUUAGCAUUGAUUCAGAUAAAACAGACGAGGUCGAGCUCCAUAAUGCUGUCACAAAAGCUGCUAAUAGCCAUCUCUUGCAAUUUGAUGCAUCUCUUAUAGAGUACACAAGCUAUGCAGACACAUCCACUAUUCCAGGACAUUACGUUUUAUAUUGGGAAAUAGGCUUCAACAGUGCGAAGUCAAUUCCUGAAUCAGUUUUUGAAGAUUGUUGCCUGACAGUUGAGGAAUCACUAAACAGUGUGUAUCGUCAGGGACGAGUAUCAGACAAUUCCAUUGGUCCAUUGGAAAUAAAGGUAGUAAAGAAUGGAACUUUUGAUAAAGUUAUGGACUUUGCUAUCAGCAAUGGUGCAUCAAUUAAUCAGUACAAGGCACCAAGAUGUGUGAAAUAUGCCCCAAUUGUUGAGAUCUUGAACUCUGGAGCUGUUUCCAAUUACUUCAGUCCAAAGUGUCCCAAGUGGUCUCCUGGUCACAAGCAAUGGUGCACCAACUAA